AUGAGCAAAUCCGACCACACUGCUAGAGAAGCCGUUCAUCUCCUGAAAGAUUCUGGAUUCACUGAAAACAAGCUUAAGAGUACCAUUCUUAGAAAUCCAUCUAUUCUUACACUGAGAGUGGAUAGCCAGUUGAAGCCCAAGAUGGAAUUCCUGAAAAAAAUAUGUUUGACUACUCUAGACAUAGCCGUUAUCGUAUUUCGCAGGCCCAGAUUGUUUAACAUGAGCUUAGAAAACUGUCUUGCCACUAGAAUUGUUUAUCUGGAAACCUUAUUUGCCUCAAAGGUGCAUUUAUGUAAGGCUUUGAGAAGGGCGCCUGUGCUUUUGGUCUGUAAUUUCAAGAAGCGGCAGGUACCUAGAGUGGAGUACUUGAAGAAUAGAGGCAUUCUAGAAGAUUCUCUAGGAUUUGGCCAAGCCCUCAAUUUGGUUCUUAAUCAUAGUUUUGAAACCCUGGAAAAGAAAACUAAACAUAUGGCGAGUCUUGGUCUGGCAGAUGAGGAAAUCAGUUAA
This is a messenger RNA of Cryptomeria japonica (Japanese cedar), 507 nucleotides long. RefSeq lists its product as uncharacterized. The coding region runs from base 1 to 507 and encodes 168 amino acids. The record is from RefSeq and is a predicted model, not a curated record. Lineage: Eukaryota; Viridiplantae; Streptophyta; Pinopsida; Cupressales; Cupressaceae. Gene Ontology annotation, biological process: regulation of DNA-templated transcription. The transcript has a single exon. Gene Ontology annotation, molecular function: double-stranded DNA binding.